CAGGUGCUCUGCGCCCUGGUUGCGUGCAGGUGAGCGGCUGCGGGUUCAAGGGGCGCCCGCUGCUCCCGCUACCUGCCUGCCAUUGCACGGGGUCUUCUAGAGGAAGCACCCUCCGACCCUUCCUUCUCUUUGCCCCCAGCCGAUGUGGACGCUUCGGUCGCUGUGAGGAUUAUCUUCCAGUGAACUGAUCAAGUACUUAGAAAAUGACUUCAAAACUUCUCUGGGUGUCCUUCAUACUUGCUGCAUUAACACUUUCAAUUACAUUUGCUCUCCCACCAAACCAGCAAAAGGUUCUGUUAGUUUCAUUUGAUGGAUUCCGUUGGGAUUACUUAUAUAGAGUUCCAACACCCCAUUUUCAUUAUAUUAUGAAUUACGGUGUUCAUGUAAAACAAGUUACUAAUAUUUUUAUUACUAAGACUUAUCCUAAUCAUUAUACUUUGGUAACUGGCCUCUUUGCAGAAAAUCAUGGGAUUGUUGCAAAUGAUAUGUUUGAUCCUAUUCUGAACAAAUCUUUUUCCUUGGAUCACAUGAAUGUUUAUGAUUCUGAGUUUUGGGAAGAAGCAACACCAAUAUGGAUCACAAAUCAGAGGGCAGGACAUUCCAGUGGUGCGGCCAUGUGGCCCGGAGCAGAUGUGAAAAUCCAUAAGAGCUUUCCUACUCACUACCUGCCUUACAAUGAGUCCAUCUCAUUUGAAGAUAGAGUUGCCAAAGUUAUUGAGUGGUUUACGUCCAAGGAGCCCAUAAAUCUUGGCCUUCUUUAUUGGGAAGAUCCUGAUGACAUGGGGCACCGUUUGGGACCUGACAGUCCUCUGAUGGGGCCUGUCAUUUCAGAUAUUGACAACAAGUUAGGCUAUCUCAUACAAAUGCUGAAAAAGGCAAAGCUGUGGAACAUGCUGAAUCUAAUCAUCACAAGUGAUCACGGAAUGACUCAGUGUUCUGAAGAAAGGGUAAUAGAACUAGACCGGUAUGUGGAUAAAGACCUCUAUACCCUGAUUGAUCAAUCUCCAGUAGCAGCCAUCUUGCCUAAAGAAGGUAAAUUUGAUGAAGUCUAUGAAGCACUAGCUCAUGCUCAUCCCAAUCUUACUGUUUACAAAAAAGAAGAAAUUCCAGAAAGAUGGCAUUACAAAUACAACAAUCGGAUUCAACCAAUCAUAGCGGUGGCUGACGAAGGGUGGCAUAUUUUACAGAAUAAGUCAGAGAACUUUUUGUUAGGCAACCACGGUUAUGAUAACGCACUAGCAGAAAUGCAUCCAAUAUUUUUAGCCCAUGGUCCUGCCUUCAGAAAGAAUUUCACUAAAGCAGCAAUGAACUCCACUGAUCUGUACCCUCUGCUGUGCCACCUCCUCAAUAUCAGUGCCAUGCCACACAAUGGAUCACUCAGGAAUGUCCAGGAUCUGCUCAGUUCAACAACUCCAGAAGCAACCCCUUCCACGCAGAGUACAACACCCCUCCCUGCUGGUGUCUACCCAAGACAACACAAACAAGAGGAGUCAUACGCUUAUUUUAUAGGGAUCUCUCUCGGUAGCAUUAUAGUUAUUGUAUUUUUUAUAAUCUCCAUUAAACAUUUAGUUCGCAGUCAAAUACCUGCCUUGCCAGAUAUGCAGGCUGAAAUAGUUCAACCGUUAUUACAAGCCUAAUGCUACUUUGAAGUGGAGAUUGCAUCAUUAUGUCAGUGUUUAAGGUUUCAGGGGAAACCAGUUUCAGACAUCUGCACAAACCGUUAAGCAGUUACCUACAUGUUCAAGCACAGUCACAGACACGCAGAUUGGCCCACAUACACGUGCCUGCAAAGGAUUAAAGCUGUGGAGGGAUGUUUCCAUUGUUCUUUCUAGCCUAGAGGUAGAUAAGAUCCUGCUUUAUUGGAACUUGGCACAUGUAUAUAUUUAGCAACUUUGCACUAUUUAAAAUACUUUAUAUAUUGCACUUUAAGUUACUCUCCUAAUGGGUACUCUCUUUAUGUGAAAUGCACUUUAUUGACAAUUAGGUCUUUUAACUCGCUUGAAAGACUUUGCACCCAUGUCACAGAAUAUUUGUUACUCAUUGUUUGAAUGGAAUGAAGUUUCCAAUUCCUGGGUAAUGUAAAAAUCUAUCUCCUUUAAUUGGAGGUGAUGAAUGUGAAAACUAUGGAAAAUUAAAUGAACAUUUGUACAUCGAAUUUUGGAGAGAUGCAUUCCCAACAGUAGGAUGCAUUAUUGGGCAUUCCUUUCCUAAGGACAUGGGUUUUCAUUUUAUUUUCCCCCUAAAAAAAGAGAUUCAAAUAUUUGACAGAUUCUUGCUAAACAUACUGUUUCUGUCAUUAGACUUAUCAUUGCUCUGUCCUGAUUGGUUAUUUUACUCUGGUUUUUCUAAGAAGACACCAGGAAUAUAAUUUCUGUUCUAUGUAGUUUAGCACCAGCUUGAUGAAAGAAAGCAAGUACUGUCGCAGAAUGUUUUCUCUUGUUCUGUAAUUACUUAGGUCUUUGAAACUCAAUCAAUUUUAAUCACAUUAAACAAUAGAUAUAGCGGUAUUUUCUUUCUAGUAACAAAGCACAAGCAUUUUUUAGAUUUGAGCAUCUUAAAAUCCAUAGUUGCAGGAAAGCACAAACUUGAUUUGGUAAAAUGUAGGCAACUCAGUCCUUGGAAAAGCUAGAACAUGGGGACAAAAGUUAGGCAGGGGCACAUUGGAGUUGUUCACACCAUACCCAGAGCAGUGCUGAUGGCAAAAGCUAGCAAGAUAACUCUUAGAGUAAUAACAGGUACUGCAAUGAGAGGAACUGAGGUGAUAGCCUUGUUUCAUGAAACAUUUGAAUACCCAUCAUCAGGGACUCAUCGGGAUCAAAGAUUAGUCCAAGUUCACGAAUAGGCUUCUACCUCUUGGGGAGUAUUUUUGUUCAGAAAUAGACUUCACCUCUUGGCUAGUUUUUUCACUUGCCCAGUUAUCUCAGCUUCUCCCAUGCUACCUCCUAAAGCUGCGCUCCAUCUCUUAAUUAGUCUAGUUACAGGGAGUGUAGGGUUUCUAGGACAUCUUAGAGAAAAGAGGAAGCAGCCCUGGAAACAAUAGCUUUUCUUGAAAUUAAAAACCACUUUGUAGACUCAUGACCUACAGAUAAUGUGAUUUUGUGUAUAUUUUUGCACUGCUGGGCUAAUAACUAGGUACGAUGGUAUAUGUAGUCCAGAAAGCAGGGAUAAUUUAGAUAUAAAAAUCAAAAGUGGCAUAGUGAAAGAUAUAAUUUAGAUGCUUCCUAAAACAAGUUGAAUGAAUUUUUUAAUGAAUUUUUUUAUAAGAAUAAUACUAAUGAAGAGUGUUAGCACCUGUUUUCAUUUUACUCUACAAUCUCUUAAUAGGAUAGAAUUGUAAUCACUGGAAAUGUAGGUUGCAAAGUUGAGGUGUGGGUGGUAGAUAGCAAACUCCUCAAGAAGUCUGAAUUCUAGAUUAGACAUUUUAGAAUAUCCAGUCACUCAAGUUGGCUUGUUUUAUAGAUGUGAAUUUAUCCUUACUGAGAUAUCUAUAUAAGACAGAAAGAUGAAAUUGGUUUAUUGAAAAGCAUGACUAUUGAAAUGCUAUAUGUACAUUUAAGCUAAUUGUUGCAUUAAAUUCCCUUUAGAAAGUGACCUUAAUAAGAAAGUAAUUUCUGUAACAUUGCUGAAAUCAUUAAAAUUCUGAUAUGAAGAUUUGAUUAUUAAAAGCCUUCUUUUAUUUACAGAUACUUAGUUUCCUGUAAACUAUCAGCAGGAGAGAAAAUAAAAAUUCCUUGGGAAA
Talpa occidentalis (Iberian mole) is the source of this 3739-nucleotide messenger RNA. It is a transcript of the gene ENPP5, whose product is annotated as ectonucleotide pyrophosphatase/phosphodiesterase family member 5. Bases 204 to 1637 code for a protein of 477 amino acids. The transcript has 4 exons. The record is from RefSeq and is a predicted model, not a curated record. NCBI's taxonomy places the organism in Eukaryota, Metazoa, Chordata, Mammalia, Eulipotyphla, Talpidae.